Molecule: messenger RNA, 1743 nt
Organism: Capronia epimyces CBS 606.96
Lineage: Eukaryota; Fungi; Ascomycota; Eurotiomycetes; Chaetothyriales; Herpotrichiellaceae
Exons: 1
Coding region: 1-1743 (580 amino acids)
Source: RefSeq, a predicted model, not a curated record
AUGUCUGACACCCGAGCGAAAGAUGGUGACGAUGCACUUACUACCAAAAAGCACAUAGCAGGCAAAGGUGGUCUUCUUGCCGGCACAGUAACUAGUCAGCCAAACCCGAAGAAGGCCAAAACGACGGCUCAGGGUCCUGUGCGUGCUACAAGUUUUGGGGUAGAGUUUGAAUUUGUUCUCGCCUUCAAACAGAAGAUGCUGGAAUCUAUUUUGACCAAGUACAAUAUCGAGGCUGAUAUUGUCAAACAAUUUACAAACAAUGAGCAUCGAAGCCUACUUGGAGAAUUUACCUCGCACUAUGAUGAGAAUCGGUCACAUAAUUGUAGGCUGCGAUACCCAUCCUGGGCUCUCCAUGUGGCACAGGGCGAUGCUGUGUGCAUGAAUGGGCUUCAUCACGGGAGCUUCAUCACCAAGGUUUCCCAUGACAAGCAAUGGAUAAGGCGAUACGUGAUGGAGCCACUUCUCAUGGCCACGUCCUGCUUGAAGGAGAAAGAACUCCCGGCGAAUGUUAUCGGAUGGGUCGAGCCAGACCCUGCCCACCUCAAUACUCCUCAAAAGGCGGAAAUACAGCUCCCUGGUCAAUAUCAAAGCAUCAUGAUCCGAAAGAACCUGGUCGACUAUACAAACUGGACGUUGACAAAUGACCACACCCUGAUGGGAGCACUGCCGAGCCAGCUACGGGAGCAUCUGGAGAAGCAAGGGGUCGCGGAAGACGAAGUGGCAGACUGGGAUAGCUGCGGGAUAGAACUGGUAUCGCCUGUGUUUGAGCUGGAAGCCAAACCCAAAGCCUUUCAACAAAUCGACAAAUAUAUGAACUCUCUCACGACCAAAGACACGUCAAUUCUCGGAUCGGUGUGGGCCAGCACCCAUGUCCACAUUGGACUUGAUUUCGAUGCACCCGAAGACAUGCCCGUCCUAUUGUUACAGCACCUGGCCUAUGUUCUGGUCCUGCACGAAGACCUGCUAUCUAAAUGCCAUCCACGAAGCCGGUGUGGGAUCGAGGUUUCGAAAUCAAGUUCCGAUGAACCCGCCUGGGACGACUACGACGAUGAAGAAUUCGAUCCAGAUGCACCCUUCCCCGAACCUCCACCAUCGCCCAGCGAAGAAGAACAAGAGCAGGAGAAUGAAGCCAAUGUGCUAGCCUUCGAGGCCGAAUACACCGGAGUUGGUAAUGUCGACUCCAAUGCUCGAUACCUACGAAGCCAGCUGGCCAGCCGAAGCCCUCGACAUCAGCUUCUCGACAUCAGGGACAAAAUAUUUCAAGAACAAGGGACCAUCUUCGACUUGGUCGAGUUCCUACAACGACCAAAAAACCCUUCAGACGUACACGGGCCCAGACACCGUGGAUACAUGUACAACUUCGCCAACCUUUGGGCUCUGGCUAAGGGCGAAACGCCAUGGAAACCCAUCAAGCCAACCAUCGAAUUCCGCCAGCAUGCGUGCACGCUGGAUGCCGAAGUCGUCCGUCACUGGGUCACGCUGCUGGAAGCGACUGUGAGAGUGGCGGAGAAGAAAGCCGCAGAAACGAGGCAGUUCAACAGUUCGGUUCCGCUCGGUGGAAUGCAAUCAUUUGCCGAACGAGAGGCAAGCAAGUAUCCGACAAAGAGCACCACGGCUUGGCCUUGGCCGUACGAGACGAUGAGCAGUCUUUGUGUACAAUUUUUGGGGCUGGACGACGAAGAGGGCGAUUACUGGGAGGGCCGCUUUGAGCAGUUCAAGGACGACAGGCCCGGGGAAACAUGA